AUGCUUGUCUCCUUUGACGCCAAAAAUAUCUUUACCGAUGCUGGCCUGGUUGAUGAGGACACGCUUGAAGUUGUCUGGACGUUCUCUGACGGAACAACAAAAUCGGGCGUGCAGGUUGAUCACCGCUUUGCAGAAGGUGGAGUGCAAGAGGUCAGUGUUUCUGUCAAGCUUGCCGACGGGCGCACACUGGAAGUACAGAAGACCAUCGAGGUCGAGUCCCCCAACUUGUUUGAUCUCGAUCUCAGCGAUGGCGUGAAAGACAGCAGUGAUCUUGCCAAUUCGGCAACGACUGGAUCAAAGGUUGAAGUUGUUAACAUAGACGAUCGCUCGGCAAUCCGACUGAAUGAAGAAACCGUGCGGGUUGAGGCGUCUUCGGACUACUACAACAACGAUAGUUACACGCUCUCUUUCGACUUCAAGAAAGACGACGCGGACGCAAGCGGCAGGGUGAUUGAUUUUCCGGGAAGCUUUGCAGUCUUUAUUGGUGAAACCGACAUUCCGAUCGCCGUUACGACGGAUCAGGGAACUCAAUGGCUGAGAGCUCCGGUUCCGCAGAUCCAGGAUAACGGCUGGCAUUCCGUAUCUCUGACCUUCUCCAGCGAAAAGGGCACUUUGACCCUCUACGUGGAUGGCGAGGUGGUUCAGGAAGUCUCAGGCCUUAAGGGCGCGAUGCAGAGCGGCAUGGCUCCACAGGACUUGUACCUUGGCGAUCGCUUCAACAAGGAUCACUUCGAAGGUGCGUUGUCUGACGUUUCUUUCCUUGCCUAUGAUUUGAGCCAGGAGGAAAUCGUCCACCGGAUUGAAAAUCGCGAUGAAGAUCCAGGGAACCCUGGCGACACGGGCGAUACCGGCGACACGGGAGAUACCGGUGACACGGGUGAUACCGGCGACACGGGCGAUACCGGAGACACGGGUGAUACCGGCGACACGGGCGAUACCGGUGACACAGGUGAUACCGGAGACACGGGCGAUACCGGAGACACGGGCGAUACCGGUGGGAAAUUUGAUAUUGUUGGCGAUGACGGAAACAACAAAAUCCGUCGGGGCAAUGACGACGAUGCGUUCGAUGGCGGCGGCGGUGAUGAUGUUCUUGUCGGAUAUGGCGGCAACGAUGUUCUCGUUGGAGGCGAGGGCGCUGAUACGCUGAUCGGCGGCAAUGGCAACGAUGUACUGGUCGCAGACCUGGACGAUAUUCGCAUCGAUGGCGGAAAAGGCCACGAUAUUCUGCAGUUCCAAGACUCAGAAGACGUAUUGGAUUUUUCAGGGUUUGACGGCUAUCACAGAAAUAUCGAAGAAAUCGAUAUCAAGAACGAUCAUGCUGACACCUUGAAAGUGCACCACCUCAACGAGAAUGGCUCUGAGACCGGAUAUCUGCAGAUCAGUGCAGACUCGAACGAUACGGUCAUUUUUGAUGACGCCGAUUCUUUCAGCACGGCGAGUUUCAUCGGCACGGUUGAAAUUGAUGAUGAAAUUUUCAACGCCAUCGAAACAACUCGCUAUCGGGAUGAAAAGCUGUUCCUUGUAAGCGCUGAAGCCACGAUACUAACCGACGAUGGAACAGUUCUGGCCACCGGCGAAGUGCCGGGCUCAGCAGAAUUUCAGCUCGGUGAUCUAAUCUUCUAG
Molecule: messenger RNA, 1623 nt
Organism: Effrenium voratum
Lineage: Eukaryota; Dinophyceae; Suessiales; Symbiodiniaceae
Source: the annotation of a GenBank genome assembly